Molecule: messenger RNA, 144 nt
Organism: Peronospora matthiolae
Lineage: Eukaryota; Oomycota; Peronosporomycetes; Peronosporales; Peronosporaceae
Source: the annotation of a GenBank genome assembly
AUGUGGAUGGAACUAUGCGGCAACUUGGGCACGUGCAGCAACGUCUGGAAGCUCUCGAUGGUCUUCAUAUCGGUGACUUCGAUCGAAAAGCUGGACAAAAGCGCCGAGACAAGGGACCAAUACAAGCUCCAGAUGCAGGCAUGA